GAAAAAAAGAAUAGCAUUAGCAGUGAAGGAUGAAGAAAGCCAGUUUUGUUUUGGUUCUCUUCCUAUCAUCAAUAGUGUUGAUGAUAGAUAGGCGUUCAUGUUUGGAUCGUGGCCAAUUCCCUCCAUCUUUUCUCUUUGGGACUGCAACUUCUUCUUAUCAGAUGGAAGGAGUAUUCUCGGAAGGCAACAAAGGCCUCAGCAAUUGGGAUGCAUUCACCCACUUAUUUAUAUAUUGCCAGCUAUACUAUGGAAUUUCUAGUUCUUGACAUAUAGUUGACUUUAUCUAGUUUGUUAUUGGUCAAAUUCUCAUUUGCUAUUUAUCUGCUUACUUCAGGUUAUUUAAUUUUUCUCAACAUGAAAUUAGAGUACUGACUUAGUCUUAUUUUAAGGUUACAAGUGAACCAUUAAUGACCAACAUCAGCUACGUAAUUGUAUUAGCCCUCUCGAGUUUUUUUUUUUUUUUAACUUUGUUUUUCUAAUCAGUGAAACUUCUCAAUUAAUCUACUUUUCUUUUCCUUUUCAACUAACAUUAUGAGUGGAAGGUCGAUGUACAUAUAAUUGAUAAAUAUUUUUUGUUCAUGUAGCUAAUUAAAAAAAAUGUGACUACUGUUGUUAUCAGGAAAAAUUGCGGAUGGAAGCAAUGGGGAUGUAGCAGAUGAUCGCUAUCAUCUAUUUUUGGCAAUUGAUUAUUUUCUUCACUUAAAUAAUUGUUUAUCAGGUUAAGUUGUAUUAGAUAGGUCUCAAUAAAAGGUGGGAAAUAAUAGGAGGUGAUGGUUCUUCUUCCCCUUCUAAAAAUAAUAAAAAAAGAAGUUACUCAACAAUAUAAUAUAUUGACAAUAAAAUAUUGAAAAUAUUAUAAAUUAUGCUUGCAUUAAGACAGGACGAUACCGAGUUAAUGCAUAAUACUAAUCUUAGUUACAGAGGGUAGAUUUGGAGAAGUUAAUUCAGAGGGCAUUGUAUUUUACAAUAAACUUAUUGACGCUCUCUUGCUUAAAGGUAAAACACAUUGCCUUAUGUUAUGCUACUUUGGCACUUAGGAUUAACAUUUUUUUUUAAUUCUCAAUUUUAUAUAUACCUUUUUAAUUAUGUAGGAAUAGAACCGGUUGUUACUUUGUACCAUUUCGAUGUUCCUCAAGAAUUAGAAGAUCGAUAUGGUACUUGGCUAAGUCUACAAAUACAGGAUGAUUUCGGCUACUUCGCAGAUAUCUGUUUCGAGGCUUUUGGGAAACAUUGGAUUACCCUCAAUGAAGCUAACAUGGUGGCUCAAUAUGGCUACUACAGUGGAAUAUGGCCACCAAACCGAUGCUCUCACCCUGCAGGCAAUUGCAAAGCUGGAAACUCUGACUUAGAACCCUACAUUGCUGCUCAUAAUAUGAUAUUGGCGCAUGCCACAGCAACUGAAAUUUAUAGAAAGAAGUAUCAGGAAAAACAAGGAGGGAAGAUUGGCAUUGUACUGCAUUUCUAUUGGUAUGGGCCAUUGAGAGACAUUCCAGCCGAUCGUGUGGCUGCUCAACGAGCUCUAGGUUUCAUUGCGGCUUGCAUGGAGAAGACAAUAAUGUACUUCAAAGAUGGAUACAACAACACGCCCAUGUACAUAGAACGGAUAUGCACAGCCUAGUAGCAGAAACAUUGAAGAUAUGCUCAAUGACACGAACAGGUUAAAGUACAUGCAGGGUUAUCUCGCAAUAAGG
This is a messenger RNA of Hevea brasiliensis (rubber tree), 1691 nucleotides long. RefSeq names its product beta-glucosidase 18-like. The record is from RefSeq and is a predicted model, not a curated record. The transcript is spliced from 6 exons. Gene Ontology annotation, molecular function: beta-glucosidase activity. Lineage: Eukaryota; Viridiplantae; Streptophyta; Magnoliopsida; Malpighiales; Euphorbiaceae. Gene Ontology annotation, biological process: carbohydrate metabolic process. Bases 1019 to 1618 code for a protein of 199 amino acids.